Carlito syrichta (Philippine tarsier) is the source of this 1461-nucleotide messenger RNA. RefSeq names its product zinc finger protein 79 (gene ZNF79). Gene Ontology annotation, biological process: regulation of transcription by RNA polymerase II. Gene Ontology annotation, molecular function: RNA polymerase II cis-regulatory region sequence-specific DNA binding; DNA-binding transcription factor activity, RNA polymerase II-specific. The transcript is spliced from 4 exons. Bases 34 to 1452 code for a protein of 472 amino acids. Lineage: Eukaryota; Metazoa; Chordata; Mammalia; Primates; Tarsiidae. The record is from RefSeq and is a predicted model, not a curated record.
CUUCCCCAAGAGGAAAGCACAGGAGAAGAAGGAAUGGCUGCUGGUCUCCUCACAGCUGGGCCCCAGGGAUCCACUUCCUUCAGCAGUGUGACAGUGGCUUUUGCCCAGGACAGGUGGAGAUACCUGGUCCCCACUCCAAGGGACAGGUUCAAGGAGGGAAUAUCAGAAACAUCUAGGAACCUGUUCCUACUAGGAAUACCAGUUUCCCAGCCUAGGAUGAACUCUCAGUUGGAACAAAGGGAAGGCCCAUGGAUGCUGGAGGGUGAAGACUUGAGAAGCACCUGUCCAGACUGGAAGACUGUAUCUAAGUCACCACCAGAGCAAACCAUUUCUGAAGACUCAUUCCAAGAUACUCAUGUAGAAAUGCCCUCUGGGGAGUCAGAACACAGGAACAGUGAACAUGGCUUCAAUCUGAGGCCCGUCCUCUCUCCCCAGCAGAGAAUUCCCUCAGAAGUGAGACUUCACAGAUGUGAAACACACACCAAGAGUUUCAAGAACUCAGAAAUCAUUAAACCUCACAGAGCAAAGCCAUACACAUGUAGCGAAUGUGGCAAAGCCUUCAGUUACUGUUCUUCCCUUUCUCAGCAUCAGAAAAGCCACACCGGGGAGAGGCCCUAUGAGUGCAGUGAGUGUGGGAAGGCCUUCAGCCAGAGCUCAUCGCUUAUUCAGCACCAGAGGAUCCACACUGGAGAAAAACCUUACAAGUGCAAUGAAUGUGGGAGAGCCUUCAGCCAGAAUGCAAACCUCACAAAACACCAGCGAACUCAUACUGGAGAAAAGCCCUACAAAUGCAAUGAGUGUGAGAAAGCCUUCAGUGACUGUUCAGCCCUUGUUCAGCAUCAGAGAAUCCAUACUGGGGAGAAACCCUAUGAGUGCAGCAACUGCGGGAAGGCCUUUCGUCACAGUGCAAAUCUUACAAACCACCAGAGGACUCACACGGGGGAGAAGCCCUACAAAUGCAGUGAGUGUGGGAAGGCCUUCAGCUACUGUGCGGCCUUCAUCCAGCACCAGAGAAUUCACACAGGGGAGAAACCCUACAAAUGCAACGCUUGUGGGAAGGCCUUCAGCCAGAGUGCAAAUCUCACAAACCAUCAGAGGACCCACACUGGAGAGAAACCCUAUAAGUGCAGCGAGUGUGGGAAGGCCUUCAGCCAAAGCACAAAUCUUAUAAUCCACCAGAAGACCCACACUGGGGAGAAACCAUAUAAAUGUAAUGAAUGUGGGAAGUUCUUCAGUGAGAGCUCAGCUCUCAUUCGCCAUCAUGUAAUUCACACUGGAGAGAAGCCUUAUGAAUGUAAUGAGUGUGGAAAAGCAUUUAACCAGAGUUCAUCCCUGAGUCAGCAUCAGCGAAUUCACUCCGGCAUGAAGCCCUACGGAUGCAGUGAGUGUGGAAAGGCCUUCAGGUGUAGCUCUGCUUUCAUUAGACAUCAGAGACUCCAUGCUGGGGAGUGACUGGAGACA